Messenger RNA from Arachis stenosperma, 522 nucleotides. RefSeq lists its product as uncharacterized. Bases 1 to 522 code for a protein of 173 amino acids. The record is from RefSeq and is a predicted model, not a curated record. NCBI's taxonomy places the organism in Eukaryota, Viridiplantae, Streptophyta, Magnoliopsida, Fabales, Fabaceae. The transcript has a single exon.
AUGCGUCAUACACUCAAUGGAAAGCACAAAAUCGGGUUCAUUGAUGUCUCCCUGCCAAAACCAGACCUCGCUCUUGAUCCAUUGCUUGCAAAAACUUGGCAAUGCAUCAACGAUAUCGUGACUACUUGGUUGCUAAAUUUGAUUUCAAAAGAUAUCAGAGAAAGUGUGAUUUAUGUUGGCUCAGUUGCGCUUUUAUGGCAAGAUUUGGAAGCUAGGUUCUCCCAGAGUAACGCGCCUCAAAUCUUUAAGUUAAAGAAAUCACUGAUGACGCUGAGUCAAGGAUCUCUCACUGUCUCACAGUACUUCACAAAGCUGAAGAUUUUUUGGAAAGAACUCAACACCUUUAAGCCUCUUGUUGCCUGUUCUUGCGGUGGAGUGAAUGUCAUCCAAGCGUAUCUCGAUCAAGAGUACAUUAUGUUGUUCCUCAUGGGCUUGAAUGACAACUUGGUAAAUGUGAGGAGCCAAAUUCUGCUCUCAAAUCCUCUACUUCCAAUUGAAAAAUUUUUCUCGCUAGGGCUGUAA